GCUGUUGACCUUUCGCUGCAUGUGUCAGUGUCAAGUUUUGUGUACUUGUAAAAAACAAAACAAAAAAACUUGUUUAUGUUGUUCUGAACUUGGACUGCUUGCGUGUGUGAACUCAAACAGUGGGCAAUGAAAGGCUGAGGCAUGACUGGCGGUGUUGUUCGUCAGGCUCGAAAAGUUAACGGUGCCCAGCACGUCGAGUGUAAACAGGGGCGCGUCAAGUCCGAUCCCAGACCUUACAUCGUCAGCAAUUUCGUGGGACAGAGGAAGCUAGUGACGGGAUCAACGUGCGAAGACCUUUUGGCAAGCGGCUGCAAACUUUUCGAGGUACCAAAGACAGACUGCAGGCUUGUUCUGGAGGAUGGAACCGAAAUUGACGACGAGUACCUUGCUACUUGUGGCGAUUACACAGUUUUGGUCAUCUUGAAGGCAUCUGAACAGAUAAAGUACACUCAAGUGAAAGCACAGCAGAUGAUUGCCAACAUUGGGAGGUUGCUUGCAUCUGGCUCACAGAAACUCAACGAGAUAUUUGACCCUGUCAAAGACGAGCUUGUCAGCAAGAUGCUCGGGCAUAUUCAAUCGCUUGAGGCUCCUCAAGAUCUGCUGCUGGCUGACAGUAAGGAAGAGGAUCCAAAGUGGUUUGAAGGGGAGAAGCGGGCAGUAUCGAAAAGGUCUGUUCUUAGGGAGAGAGCCAAGACACGAAUCAAGGGAUACUACUAUAAGUCUAAAGACGAGAUGCAGAAGCGACUCGGGGAGAGCAAGAGAGGUUGCGUGCGUCACCUGUUCGAGGAAUUCCUACAGCUACUCAAGCAGAAUGACCACAACGGCCACUACUUCGUGCGUGGUGAAGCAGGUGCACUUUGCCUGAGUGACGGCCAGUUCAAUUGCCAGGGGACGUUCAGCAAGGACCUGUGCUCUGGACGGCUUCACGCGAUCAACCCGUAUGCCAGCAGAGAGCAGCUGGUCAUAUUCAGCACGUGGAAUUUGGACCACAGAAUCGAGAGGUCCAGAUCCAUUCUGCCAACCAUGUCUAAAGCCAUUGAGCUUGCUGAUGGAAGAGCUGUCAACGCCGAAUACUUCUACAGGCUUCUGUUCACAACUGAAAACCUGAAGCUCGUCCACCCUGUUUGCCACAUUAAGUCGGAGCACGAUGGUUAUUGCUGUGACCCAGGAAGCUGGUACUCUGACAACACGAUGCCAAAUGAUGGACGUGGUGAUGAAUCUGUUAAGAGUCGACAAAGCACUGAGUAACAGGAUAGAAGAAAUUCAGGUUGCCUUUUCCAUCUGAGCUCAAAUACUUUGAACAACCUGUGGAGGAGGGCUGGCAUGUCGCAAUGGCUCCAUGGCGCCUUGCCGCUGUGCAUCCAGCAAUGAGUUUAAUUCCUGGCCGUAGAAGCUACUUAGGGGGAAGGCUGAGUGCAAGAACGCUGUCGCAUUUAGUAUAUGCAAACACAUGUAGUCAGGAUUAAUCUCACAUCGCUUGAUAUGCAGUAUUUUAUAGUAAAUGUUGUCCGUCGCUCAACACAACACAGUUGCGCUCCUAUAUAAAAGACACAUACUGGGGAGCAGUUCUUCUUUCUUAAAGGUGCCUCUUAUGAGCAUGGUACCAUGUCCUCACCUUCAGUUGGACCCUAUUUUAAUGCAGGCACACUGGUGUCUCUUACACCCCUAGUGACUCUUACAUCAUCAUCAGCCUGACUACGCCCACUGCAGGGCAAAGGCCUCUACCAUGUUCUGCCAAUCCAACCAGUCCUGUCUGUGCUUUCUGCUGACACUUUAUACCUGCAAACUUCUUAAUCUCAUCUGCCCACCUAGUUCUUUGUCUUGCUCUCACGCGCUUUGCCUUCUCUUG
Molecule: messenger RNA, 1849 nt
Organism: Rhipicephalus microplus (southern cattle tick)
Lineage: Eukaryota; Metazoa; Arthropoda; Arachnida; Ixodida; Ixodidae
Gene: Drep4
Product: DNA fragmentation factor-related protein 4
Biological process (GO): apoptotic process; apoptotic DNA fragmentation
Cellular component (GO): nucleus; cytoplasm
Molecular function (GO): DNA endonuclease activity
Source: RefSeq, a predicted model, not a curated record